AUGAAGUUUUGCAAAUCUGAGAUUUUAUUUGCUUUCUUAUGGCUCCUGGUGGAUGGACAAGGCGCUAAUAAAGUUUCCCAAUUCCCCAACACCACCGCUCUUCAUAUUGUCACUGAAAAACUAGCAACACUCUCUCGUGUGACAAAUGGAAUCGCCCUCCAAAAAGAACUAAAUUCCAAAUCAUUCAAUGUAGAUGGGUUACUUGCUGAAGUUUUGGGAAUGGAUUCCAGGGAGAAGGGACUUGUCGAAUUGGUGAAAAUCGAUGUGGAGGGGUUGAAGAACGAGUAUGAGAAGAUUGGAAACGAUGCGAUGACAAUGAAGGUAUCAAAUCUAAAUGAAUCAGAAGUUCAGUCUCAAUUGGGUGUUUUGGGUGGUAUGGAAAAGAAUGUGGAGACACUUAAAGAAGGAAUAGAAUGGGACACGAGUGAAGUUCUACAAAACUUUACGAAUGCGUACGGUGUGAAGAGAACGAUUUUCGCUGAGUCGGUUAAAGAGUAUGCCACGGCUUUAGAAUAUUUCUUCACUGAUGAUUUGUCCACUGUUAACACAGCAGAAUUCGAGAAAAGUUUUAAGCAUUUGCGAUCAAAAACAAACGAUUUUAAAGAAACAUGCUCCCAAUUGUUAAGUUUCGAGACAGAUCUGAAAGAGUUAUGGGUAUUGAUAGACUCGACAGAAAUGUUUGGAACUAUAGAAGAACUUGCUGCAACAGCAGAUGUGUACAACAGAUCUCAGAACCAACUAAAUGCGUUGAAAACGAGUAUAGAAGAGAUGCAAAUGGAGUUUGGUACAAUUCAACCUAUCCUCAAAGAAAUCAAUAAACUAUCUGUGUCCCAAGUAUUCGAUGUGCUACGUGCAAAUUUCGAACAAAUGAAUGCAAAUGUCGUUUCGAAUAGAUUGCUGACAACGGGUUUCCCCGCAGGAACCAGAGAUAUUUCCGCUCUUUUCAAAGACCUCGAAGGGAAAUGGUUUCGACAAGAACUUGCAAGAAAUAAUGAAACAAUUCUGAAUCAAAUGGUAUCGGAGUUGGGAAGUCUGAAAAAAGUCAAUGAAAACGCUGCCCUGGUGGAGAAAUCCUGGCAAUUAGUGAAAUCAAAAACUGAGUUGUUGAGAAUUGCAAACAGUUCCGUAUUGUGGAAGGAGAUGAUUGGAAGAACAAUCGAUGAAUCCGUAUUCGAACAGUUGUCUUCAAGUAUCACUAAAAUUGGACAAUGCCUUCAACCCUUGAUGCCAAUCACAGCUCAAGUCGACUCACACGCCUUCCACGUUGUUCUUGAGAAGGUAAGAAACCUUGAAUUUGUUUCAAAAACUGUGUACCCGCUACUCAAAGAGAUCUCUGAAAUAGAAAUUCUGGGAAACGCAACUGUGUUUAAUUUGUUUGAAAAGGAAUUGAUAAAAACUGCUUCCGAUUCCAACUCUUUUAUUUUGCAAAACGUUGCGGCUGAAUUGAAAAAGAACAAAAGUUUUCAAGAAUUGUCGAAAAGGGCAAAACAAGCUGGUGACUUGAUGAGUAAAAUUCUGGAGACGAAUAUUAAUGAAAUCUUGGUUGAUUCUGAUCAUGAUUGGACUGCAAUCACGCACAUGCAGAAAGUUCUUGAGAACACAAAACUGGUGGAGAGUUUAGAAUGCCUGAAAAAUGAGAAUUUUGAUGAGGCUGGAAUAUCCAACAUUUUGAGUUUUGGAUCAACAAUUCGUUUAUUUGGAGAGAACUAUAAAACGGACAAAAGCGCUAUCACUUUCUUUAAAAAGAUGGCUCUGUUGAAAGCAAAUUAUGAAACGUUCAUAAACUCUUUUGCUAAAUCUCGUCCUAAACGGUCAACUCAAAAAUCAAUAGUCGACUCGUUGGAUAAUGCUCUCGUGGUCUCUCAAGAUCUUGGUAAAGGAGUCAGUUUGCUUCGAAAGAUGAGAGAUUUGUAUGAGAAUAGGAAAGUGAUGGUUGAGGUGACAAAAAGUGGAAAUGAAGUGUUUUUGGAGUUGAAGAAGGUACUGGAUACAAUUGACACGUCUUUGUUCAAAACUCAACUGGAGAAAACUGUUCAAGAUUUGGAUAGUCUGGAGUCAUAUGCGAAGAAAAAUUCAGACGGAGAUCUUCAGAAGAUUGGCGGAGUCUUUGAACAAGCCAGUACGAUCCCAGGAGUUGUUGUCGACUCGAGACGUCUAGUGGAUCCAGUCUCCACUUCUUUUCACACGUCAUCUGAUCCCAACAUCCAGAAAAGUGCAGAAUCAUUCCGAACUCUUGGUAAUCUGCAAUUGGAUUAUUCAAGCCAACGAUCCAGUUUUAAGACUGCUUCGUUAAGUGUUCUCAAACUCAGAGAUUUCUUCAAUCUAGUUUUUCCGGCUCCGAUAAUAUUGCCGCCCACGAACGAAAUAAAAACAACGCCCGAACCAAACAAUGAAACUCGUAACGUGUUACUGGGUGUAGGCGCAUUUUUAGUUCUACUCAUCGCUGGACUUAUACUAUUUGGAUAUAUCACUUAUAACAAGAGAAAGCGAGAAGAUCCGAAUUCGUAUGUUCAUUUACUGGAAUCGGGAGAAGAGAGUAAAAUAGAAAGAACGAUGAAAGAGGGAACGAAUUAUGUGUAUAUGCCAAUUCAUGAUGCGAUAAUUACUGAGAAAUAUGAUCGUUUGCAGUUAUGUGUCAAGAAGGGGGCAAAUGUGAACGCGUAUUGUAUUUACAAUGGUUUGCACCAGACUCCUCUCCACCUUGCUGUCCAUAAAGGAAACUUGAAAAUGGUUAAGUGUCUCAUUAAAAACGGAGCAGACAUGACAUUGAGGGACAGUGAAUACAGAACACCCAUCAUGGUGGGAGAAAGUGAUGUGGCAAUGUACAAUCUGCUUGCAAAAUAUGAGAAUAAGACAUUUCUGAGAAGAAUACCGAACGAGCUGCCCGAAGAGAAAUAUUUGAUACUUAGUGAGGGGGAUGAUUUGGCGUUUUCUCAGAAGUUUCCCGAAAUGGUCACCAAGGAUCCAAGACUUGCGACACACAUUGUGUUUCCAGUUGAUGCAGAUGGAUGUGUUGUCUUCAGUGAGCAAGAUCUGGAUCACAUGCAAUAUCUUUCUCUUUUUUUCGGACCGAAAAUGAUGAUGAGGGAAGAGUGGCGCAACACUAAACCCGGUUGGUUGUCAAGGAGAAAAUUGGGUGCAGACUACAACUAUCGGGUGAAAAGUGUGAAAGUGAACGGAAAACGAUACGACACAGUUACGAGAAUUCAUCAACAUGUACAGGAAAAACGCAUCCCAUUUUUAUUUGGAGUGGAGGCCUACUUUCCGGAUUUCAAGGCGAAUAAGAGACUAUGGACUCCACUUAAAUUAGCAAUGCAGGAAGCGGGUGCCAUCGUUUUUUGUGAUACGGUUCCGAAUGUGCAAGAUAAGAAAUAUCGAGAAGGAGAAGACUUCCGUUCUCCUUAUUAUUUCGAUAACUUGGGUCCAAUAUUCAUAAUGUCAAAUGAUAAAGAAAAUAUUUGUAAUCAACACCCAUUCAUUGCUAACAACAAUCGCUUCUCCCAUUUCAAAUUUCUAGAAAUGGUUGAAUUCCUUUUCAAGUUCGAGACACAUCACUUCAAGUUAACUGAAACGCAGGAUAAUACUGCAAUUGAGAAGUGGGACCCAGUCAAUACCAAUUAG
Molecule: messenger RNA, 3621 nt
Organism: Caenorhabditis remanei
Lineage: Eukaryota; Metazoa; Nematoda; Chromadorea; Rhabditida; Rhabditidae
Exons: 8
Coding region: 1-3621 (1206 amino acids)
Molecular function (GO): protein binding
Source: RefSeq, a predicted model, not a curated record